Molecule: messenger RNA, 1611 nt
Organism: Funneliformis geosporum
Lineage: Eukaryota; Fungi; Glomeromycota; Glomeromycetes; Glomerales; Glomeraceae
Source: the annotation of a GenBank genome assembly
AUGACAACACAAGAGGAAAUUUUACAAGUUCAUUCUUUCUAUGAUACGAUCUUAAUUCUCGAUUUUGGUUCUCAAUACUCGCAUUUAAUCACGAGACGCGUCAGAGAAUUUGGUGUAUAUUGUGAAAUGCUACCAUGCACCCAAAAAAUCAAAGGCUUAAGUUUCAAUCCUAAAGGCGUCAUCCUUUCCGGAAGUCCGUAUUCGGUUUAUGAUAAGGAUGCUCCACGUGUAGAUUCCGAAGUAUUUAACUUGGGCGUACCUGUAUUAGGAAUUUGCUACGGUCUUCAGGAAAUUGCGUGGAAUCAUGGAGGUUCAGUGGCACCUUGUAACCAUAGAGAAUAUGGUCAUGCAAUAUUGAACAUUAACCAUCAAGGUCAUCCAUUUAUUGACAGAUUAUUUGACGGCAUAGAAGGCCCUAUCCAAGUUUGGAUGAGCCAUGGGGAUCAAUUGGAUAAAGUUCCCGAAAGUUUUAAAGUGAUUGGGAAUACAUUAACUGCGCCAUUUGCGGCCAUAGCUCACGAAGAAAAACAUUUAUUUGGUAUUCAAUUUCAUCCAGAGGUGACACACACGCCUCGAGGAAAAGAAAUUAUAAAGAAUUUCGUUAUAAACAUUUGUGGAUGCGAGACGAAUUGGACAAUGGAAUCAUUUAUUGAUAAAGAGAUUGAGCGAAUUCGCCAAAUCGUAGGACCUAAUGGGCAAGUAGUUGGAGCUGUAAGUGGUGGAGUUGAUAGUACAGUCGCCGCACGACUGAUGAAAGAAGCGAUUGGUGAUAGAUUCCACGCUAUCCUUGUUGAUAAUGGUGUCAUGAGAUUGAAUGAGUGUGAGACAGUCAAGAAAGUGCUUGGUGAUCACCUUGGAAUAAAUCUAAAGGUUGUAGAUGCUGCUGAUAUGUUUCUUGAUCGUCUCAAAGGUGUUACCGAUCCUGAGAGGAAACGAAAGAUUAUUGGAAACACAUUUAUUGAAGUGUUUGAAUUAGAAUCAUUGAAGAUUGAUCAAGAAACAAAAGAGGGCGGACACGGACAAAUCGAAUACCUUCUACAGGGAACUUUAUAUCCUGAUGUUAUAGAAAGUAUUUCGUUUAAAGGACCGAGUGCUACAAUAAAAACUCAUCAUAAUGUUGGUGGAUUAUUAGAGGAUAUGAAAUUGAAACUUAUCGAACCUUUAAGAGAAUUAUUUAAGGAUGAAGUACGUGAACUCGGCAAGGUAUUGAAGAUUGAUGAAGAUUUGAUUUGGCGUCAUCCAUUUCCUGGACCUGGUAUUGCAAUUCGUGUAUUGGGUGAAGUUACGCCUAGUCAGGUUGCAAUAGCUCGAGCAGCGGAUCACAUUUAUAUUGAUGAGAUAAAGAAAGCAGGACUUUAUCGUAAAAUAUCUCAAGCUUAUGCUGCUUUAUUGCCGGUUAAAGCAGUUGGAGUUAUGGGUGAUAGAAGAACUUACGAACAAGUGAUUGUUCUAAGAGCUGUUGAAACCACAGAUUUUAUGACAGCAGAUUGGUAUCCUUUCCCUUAUGAUAUUUUGAAAAAGAUCAGUAAUCGAAUCAUCAAUGAAGUUAAAGGUGUAAAUCGGGUCACAUAUGAUAUAUCUAGUAAACCUCCAGCUACGAUCGAAUGGUAA